Messenger RNA from Octodon degus (degu), 3611 nucleotides. RefSeq names its product mitoguardin 1 (gene Miga1). NCBI's taxonomy places the organism in Eukaryota, Metazoa, Chordata, Mammalia, Rodentia, Octodontidae. The transcript is spliced from 16 exons. Gene Ontology annotation, biological process: mitochondrial fusion. Bases 172 to 1974 code for a protein of 600 amino acids. The record is from RefSeq and is a predicted model, not a curated record.
GCCGCGGAGGGCUGGGCGGCGGCGGGGCGGGCGGUGGAGGACGCUCGCUGGCUGGGGCGGCGGCGCUCGCGGCGCCCGGGAGCGAUUUCGUGGGCGGUGGUUACCCCGACUGUAUUUCCCGGAGGAGUGCCCGAGGCGCUUUAUUACUUGGUGCUGAUUGGAAGAAUAGUCAUGUCAGAAGAAGCAGUAAGUGAAUCCAAGUUUUCCUUGAAGACAGCGGCUGUCAAAGUGUUUGAUCUUCCUCUGUCUUGGUACAAUUCUUUCUCGCAGAUCAAAUUUUCACCAGUAGCUAAAAAGUUGUUUGUGGUAACUGCAGUGAGUGCUAUAUCUGUAAUUUUUCUGGCCCAUCAUUUUAAAAGAAGACGUGGGAAGAAGAAAGGAAAAAUAUUGCCAUGGGAACCGGAGCACCUCCUGCUUGAAUAUGCUAGAAGAGCAGCAUCAGAUAAAGGUUCAAGUUGUUCCAGUAGUAGACAGAAUUUGACGUUGUCUUUAAGUUCUGCCAAAGACAAAGGAUCUCAGUCUUGUAACUAUGCCAACGGAGGACUUUUCAGUAAAUACUCAGGUUCUGCACAGAGUUUGGGCUCUGUCCAGAGUGUCAAUUCUUGUCACAGCUGUGCUUGUGGCAAUUCUAACUCCUGGGACAAAGCAGAUGAAGAUGAUGUUAAACUCGUUAAUAUUCCUGUGACCACGCCUGAGAACUUGUACUUAAUGGGUAUGGAAUUGUUUGAAGAGGCGCUGCGUCGGUGGGAGCAAGCACUAACCUUCCGCAACAGACAGGCUGAGGAGGAUGCCUGCGGCUCCAUUAAACUGGGUGCAGGAGAUGCCAUCGCAGAGGAGAGUGUGGAUGACAUUAUCAGUACCGAGUUUAUCCAUAAACUAGAAGCUCUGCUGCAGAGAGCAUAUCGUCUCCAGGAGGAGUUUGAAGCUACCCUGGGGGGAUCUGGCCCUGAUUCCCUUGCCAAUGAUACUGAUAAAGACACAGAUACCACAGUGAAGGGAAAUGUGGAUGACGUUCACCGCCGAGACACCGUGAGCAUUGCAUCGACUGACUCCUUCGCCUCAGGAGCAGAGCUUGCAGAGCCCAGAGAAGUACAGCAGACCUACAGCCUGGAGUCUUUUUGCCACUGCCCUUUUUAUGAAGAAGCCAUGCGUUUAGUUGAAGAAGGAAAAAUUCACUCAAGAGUCCUGAGAACUGAAGUGUUGGAAUGCCUUGGAGACAGUGAUUUCCUUGCCAAGCUGCACUGUGUGCGACAGGCUUUUCAGGUAAUUUUUUCAGAAGUGUCCAACAGGAUAUUCUUGGCUGAGAGUGGAAAGAAAAUUUUAUCAGCUUUAAUUGUCAAAGCACAAAAGAAUCCAAAGAAGUUUGAAGAUGUGUUUGAUGAAAUGAUAUAUUUUUUAGAGCAGACUGAUCACUGGGAUCGCACUGAAAUGGAACUUGCUGCUAUAGGGGUGAAGAAUCUAAAUUUUUAUGAUGUUGUUCUGGACUUUAUAUUAAUGGAUUCCUUUGAAGAUUUGGAAAACCCACCGGUGUCCAUACAGGAUGUAGUAAAUAAUCGCUGGAUAAAGUCUUCCUUCAAAAAAACUGCUGUGGCUUCAAGUUGUUGGUCUGUACUGAAGCAGAAAAGGCAGCAGAUGAAGAUCCCAGAUGGGUUCUUUGCCCAUUUUUAUGCCAUUUGUGAGCAUAUAAGCCCUGUCCUGGCGUGGGGCUUUUUGGGUCCUAGAAAUUCUCUCUAUGACUUAUGUUGUUUCUUUAAGAACCAAGUCCUGUUCUUUCUUAGAGACAUCUUCGACUUCGAGAAGGCGCGCUACUCCAGUGUCGAGGCACUGGCUGAGGACCUGCUGCAGCUGCUGCUGCGCCGCACCGAGCUGCUCCUGGCCCACAUGGGCACCGAUGUCCUGCGCCAUGCCAGUGGCUGCAUGGGUGGCCACGGCCACCUUGUGUCUGCGGGGCUGGUGGAGGCCAAAGCACAGUGAGAACUGAGACACUCAGACAGGUUGUGGGGUGGGACGGUAUCUGCAAGUAGCUUGGUCUGUGCCAUGCAUUACAGGACAACAGAACUGGUGGAUCUGGACUCAGGGAAGCAAAAAAUGUCAAGUGGGGAGCAAGCGACUGGCCUAUAGGUAAACACAGCUUCUGUAGCUGCGUCUCUAUGUUGUAUAUUUGGGACUUUGCAUCUUCCUUCUAGAGGCAUUUAGUCAGGAAAUAUGUGUAAGAGGAAUAGUGCUUAAGUGAGGCCAGCGCUUGGUGUUAGUUGCGGGUCCUCUCAGGCUGUCUGACUGUCCCAUGUCACUCUCAGAAGCUGCGUUGCUGCUGAACACCUUGAAAACACAUUGCAGCCACGGCUGGUGGCCACACACGGGAAAAGGCCACCUGCAUCUGCACACUAAUUCUCUUGGAAGCGCAAUUUCAAUUGGAAUGUUACGCAUUGUUUAACUAGAUUUAGGCAAUUGUGAUGUUUCCUGUGUACUGCUUAGCUACUAUUUGUGCACUUAUUUAUGUACUUUUUAUCAAAGAAAUUGUACUACUGACUAUUGUUGUGAACCACUUAAAGGAACUGAUACCGAUAAGUUUACAGUUUAUGACUUUAUGUUAAAUUAACUGUGGUUUCCAAACUGUGUGAAUUCUUGGUCCUAGAGGUUACACUAGAGAGACUCAAGUACUUAAUCUUUUCAUGUGAUCUUUUCUCUUGGUGAAUAUUGAUUUAAGAUAUAAUAUGUUUAUUAUGAAAAUCAAUUAAAAUUUUACCUUUUUUUUUUGGGACUGGAAAUCAAACUCAGGACCUUGCGCUUGCCAGGCAGGCGCUGUGGCGCUGAGCUACGUCUCCUGCCAAAUUUUACCUUUCUGAGUGAGUUCUGUGGCUGACUCCCAACAGCCGGACAUGAAGCCAUUCUGUCUUCCCCCUCAGGACAGCUUUGAGCUGACCGCAGAGCUCCACCCACGGGGGGAUUUGGCAGAUUAUGCCCAUGUUUUUAAAACAGUCAUAAUUUGGAUCAGUGAGGUUUUAGGGAAGGCUUCUUUCUCCUCUGAUAUAUAACAAAAUAUUUUAAUGAUAUGAAAGUAUAUUUUGUGUCUUAAUGAUAAAUGUAUGAACGAAAGCGUUGUUCACGUGAGACUGCUCUUCAGAGUAUACGAGAUACUUUGGAGCUGCAUUAAUUCUGCUCCGCAGUGACAAUCCCACUCCUCUGAGGUGCUGACUCAGCCAGUGAUGGAUUAGAUUUGUCCAUUUUGCUCCUAAAGUGGGCCUUGUUCAUUUUAGAAGUGACAGAAAAGGAUCUAGAAAGCAUUUUUUAAAAUGUAUUUUUAGAUUAAAGUGCCUAGUUUCAGACUAAUGACAGAAUAGAAAAAGUGAAAAAAGGUUUACUUUUUGCUUUUUAAGACUUAAGUUUAUGUAUGUGCCAUGAUUAUGUAAAGUGAGUGCAAGGCGUGGUGAUGAGGGCGGGCAGUUCUGAGUGUGUACAGAAGGGAACACUGCACUGUCAAGGGUUACUCGGAUUGUUGCAGGACAUACGGCUCCUUCACAUUUUCUUCUUACUCUUUUGCUUUUGUCUUGUCCUUCUGACACAGGGGCUUGCACAGGAGUCCAGCCCGGCGGAGCUCACUACGCAGCCCG